Molecule: messenger RNA, 4627 nt
Organism: Odocoileus virginianus texanus
Lineage: Eukaryota; Metazoa; Chordata; Mammalia; Artiodactyla; Cervidae
Source: RefSeq, a predicted model, not a curated record
AUGCCGGUUCCCAGCAGGCAUAUAAAUAUUGGUCGAUCUCAGAGCUGGGAUGCCGCCGGUUGGUACGAGGGCCCCUGGGAGGUCGCUGAGGCUCCCGGGAGGAGAAGCUCUCUGACGGACGGAGGCGGAGAGGGCCCUUGGUACCCUGGGCUGCGGGAUGUCGCUAUGCCCGGGGCGGCUGAGCCCUGCCUCUACCGGGAGGCCUUCUACAGCACAGCAGCCGGAAGGAAGAGCUCCGUCCCUGACUUCGCCUUUUACGACAGCAGACAGGCGGUGAUGUCGGCCCGCGGGGCCCUGCUGCCCGGGGAUUACUACAGUGACCUGGCUGGAGCCGCCCGGGCACCCGGCGAGCCUCCACACCAUCGCCACCCGGGAGCUGGCCAGCCGCUGCCCAGUUACGGAGCGCCGGGCAGCAGGAUGACGUGGGAGCCAGUGGCAGGCCGGGGCCCUGUCCUGCAGGACGCCGGUCACCUGUACCGGGACCCUGGAGGUAAAAUGAUCCCCCAGGGGCAGCGAUCACACAGCAGGGCCCCUUCGCCCGUGCGGUACGUCGGGGAGCCGGCCGACAGCAGGUACGGGGCAGAGGCGCCUGCUUACCCCACCAGCCAGGUCUACAACGAUGCGGGCGAGAGGCCGGUGGAUUCUGCCACCUCCAGGCAGGCGGCACCCACGUGCCUGGUUGUGGACCCGGGAGCAGCAGCUGCCUCGGGGAUCGGCAUGGGGACCGCCCCUGGCGCCCCACCCCGAGGCUACGGGCCGGCCCGGGAAGGCGUCCACCCCAGGAUGGCUUACGAGAGGUGCGAAGCCGACCCACCUGCCUUCCAGGGGCCUGGGGGCAGCAAGAGGAGCGUGAUGCCGGAGUUCCUGGCCCUCCUGCGGGCGGAAGGCGUGGCGGAGGCCACGCUGGUAGCCCUGCUACAACAAGGCUUCGACUCCCCGGCGGUCCUGGCCACCAUGGAGGACGCGGACAUCAAGUGCGUGGCGCCCAACCUGGGCCAGGCCCGCGUGCUGAGCCGCCUGGCCAGCGGCUGCCGGACGGAGAUGCAGCUGCGCAGGCAGGGCCGGGGGGCACCCCUGCCCCGUACGCGCUCCAGCAGCUUCAGCCACCGCAGCGAGCCCCAGGGCGACCCGGCCAGCCUAGGCGCCGCAGCCCUGCAGCCCCAGCCCCAGGCGGGGCCCCUGCAGACAACGUCCCCUCGGGCUGCAGACCCUGCUCACCGCCGCCCCUCCAGCGCGCCUUCCCAGCACCUCCUGGAGACCGCCGCUACCUACUCUGCCCCCGGGGUGGGCGCCCAAGCCGCCCACUUCCCGUCCAACUCGGGGUACAGCUCCCCCACCCCUUGCGCCCUGACCGCGCGCCCGGGCCCCGCGUACCCGCUGCAGGCCGGCGUGCCCUUGACUCACCCGGGCCCCAGGACUGCCUACUCAACGGCGUACACGGUGCCAAUGGAACUGCUGAAACGGGAGCGGGGCGCAGCGGCCUCCCCCGUGCCCAGCCCCCACGGCAGCCCCCAGCUCCUGCGGAAGCCCGGCAUGCCCUUGGAGCCCCCCGCCCUGCCGCCAGCCAGCCAGAGCCUCCACACACCUCACUCGCCCUACCAGAAGGUGGCCCGGCGGACAGGGGCCCCCAUCAUCGUGUCCACCAUGCUGGCCCCGGAACCAAGUAUCCGCCCCCAGAUCAUGAACGGCCCCCUGCACCCCCGCCCCCUGGUGGCACUGCUUGACGGCAGAGACUGCACCGUGGAGAUGCCCAUCCUGAAGGACCUGGCCACCGUGGCCUUCUGCGACGCACAGUCCACCCAGGAAAUCCACGAGAAGGAGGGCAGCUCCCCUCGAGCGCACCCUAGGGCUGGGACAGGUCGCGGGCGUCUCGCCCCAGAGUCCGGCAAGGAGCAGGAUGAGGCGGAUGGCGGCUGGCGAGAGCCCGGGCCCAGACCACGCACCGUCCCUCUGAGCCUGUAUGGCAGGCUCGCUGAUCUGGUGUCCAGUCUGGCCCAGGUCAGCAGGACAGCUGCAGGGUCCCGGUGCUGCAGCCCUGGUGUUUCCCGGGUUCCUGCGCCUGGGAUUCAGGCGGACCUUUGCAGCCAGGCCACCAGGCUGGGCCGUUUGGACACCUGCGUCCCUCCUGGAAAGCUGCUUAAGAGGCUGCCUCGGGCCUUUGUUGGGGCAGGGUCGGGGGGUCGUCGCAGGCCUGCUGGGCAGCUGGAGGGGCUGUCCCUCCCCCACCUGACAAAUAGUCUCCUCCUCCCGCCAGUGAGGAAGACCCGAGGGCUCAAUCUUCUGAGUGGCUCUCCGCCCUGCAACGCUUUGAAAAAGCCGGUGGGCACCUGUCGCUUGGUCUUUCUGCCCAAGCGGGACGGGGUUGGGGUCCACAGGACAAAGGUGGGGCUGGACCACAGAUCCAGCCCAGCCCAGCCCAUGGGCCUUGAAGGGAUCGCCGUGUGCAACAUCCCGUCCGCGGCGGUGGAGGAGACGGCGGACUCGACCAUCUGCCACAUCCUUAACCUGUACCGGCGGAACACCUGGCUAUACCAGGCGCUGCGGGAAGGCACGCGGGUGCAGAGCGUCGAGCAGAUCCGGGAGGUCGCCUCGGGGGCCGCACGCAUCCGCGGGGAGACGCUGGGCCUCAUUGGCUUCGGUCGCACAGGGCAGGCGGUUGCCGUUCGAGCCAAGGCCUUUGGAUUCAGCGUCCUAUUUUAUGACCCCUACUUGCAGGAUGGGACGGAGCGGUCCCUGGGCGUGCAGAGGGUCUAUACCCUGCAGGACUUACUGUACCAGAGCGACUGCGUCUCCCUGCACUGCAAUCUCAACGAACAUAACCACCACCUCAUCAAUGACUUCACCAUAAAGCAGAUGAGGCAAGGCGCCUUCCUAGUGAACGCGGCCCGCGGAGGACUGGUGGAUGAGAAAGCCUUAGCCCAAGCCCUCAAAGAAGGCAGGAUACGAGGGGCGGCCCUCGACGUGCACGAGUCGGAGCCUUUCAGCUUUGCUCAGGGUCCCUUGAAAGAUGCACCGAAUCUCAUCUGUACCCCCCACACAGCCUGGUACAGUGAGCAAGCCUCACUGGAGAUGCGGGAGGCAGCCGCCACCGAGAUCCGCCGGGCCAUCACGGGUCGCAUCCCAGAGAGCUUAAGAAACUGUGUGAACAAGGAAUUCUUUGUCACAACAGCUCCCUGGUCAGUAAUAGAUCAGCAAGCAAUUCAUCCAGAGCUCAAUGGUGCCACAUACAGAUACCCGCCAGGCAUCGUGGGCGUGGCUCCGGGAGGACUUCCUGCUGCCAUGGAAGGGAUCAUCCCCGGAGGCAUCCCGGUGACCCACAACCUCCCCACAGUGGCACAUCCCUCCCAAGCUCCCUCUCCCAACCAGCCCACGAAACACGGGGACAAUCGAGAGCACCCCAACGAGCAAUAGCAGCGAGUGACGAAAGGUAAUCAUUCAGAUACACCUGGGACCAAGAGACAGUGAAAAAUAAAUGAACUAAGAGAAAAGGAAUUUGACAGUCUUUUUAACUGAUUCUGGACAUAUGCAUCAUUGACGUUGCAGUGUUACAACUACAAAAGAGCUAGAAGCCGAGACGUGGGAAAACUGAAGAUGUUGUCGUCUGCUUGCGGAAGCGCUGAAAGAGACUAGGACGUGAUUUAUUAACGACCAACUUCUGUUAUUGUGUGUUAAGUUUUUCAUCUGUGCAUCAAAUCACAAAGAAUAAAUAGAUCUUUUUCCUUUAUCAGUCCCUUGGGCACAGGAGGUCCUGAACACCUUGCUCUAGAAUGUUGCAUCAAGAGUUCCAAACAUCAAAAUAAAAUAUUAAGAGGAAAUCCCCACCCUAUGACUCUAGUCCCUUCGGUCCACGGGGCUGGUUACCUCUUUUGCUAAUAGGAAGAUUAAAUUACUACAAAAUGGGGAGAAAGCUGUCUGCCUGUGUUAGACACCGCAAGCACAGGAUUGAAGACAGUACAGGCUCCUGUACAGAGAAUUCUCUCCCAUCUGAACUGCAUACUGAGCGGGCAAGUUGAUUGUGAGUUCAGUAAAACCCUCUGAUGAUGCAAAAAAGAAAAAAGUAUUAAGUUUCACAAGCUGUUUGUACUCAAAUAUAUUUUCUCAGUUUCAGAUCCUCAGCUAUUUUAUUGAGUGGAAAGUCUUGAACUGAAAGGGUUCAAGAAGAAUAAUGUUGCAUUUCCUUAUGUCUCAGGAAACACUUUUUAUGGUAACUUGUCAGAUUGUCUAUGAACAAACCCACUUUUUUAGACAUUGAUAAAGUCUUCUUUUCUUCACGUGAUAUUUUAUACAAGAACACUUCAGGUGUGUUAUUAGAUGUGACUGAUUUUAACAAAUCCUAUUAGAUUUGUAUCAACUAGUUACAUGUUAUAUUCAUAGUCUUUUGUGAAUCAUCACCUUUUUGUUUAAAAGAUGGCCUAUUUUGAGCCUUUGUAUAGGUACAUUCCUGUUUUUGUGACAAAAAAAAAAAAACCUUUAAAACUGUCCCAAACAGAAAAAUAAUGGCUAUCAGAAAUAUGUUUUGUUUUAGUGUGAGUUACCGUUACUGUAUUUGUUUAUUGUAAAGGUGGACAUUUAGCGUUCAGUGCAGUUUUCAAUAAAAAGUAAUAAAAAUUUCUGUUAAGCUUUGAAA